AUUACGAAAACAACAGACAGCAGACAGCUUUGGACCUUGGAAAUUGUUGGAUUUAUGUUCGUUUGAUUUCCGUGUUGCUUCUUACGUAAUCGCAAACGUGCGUUUGUUUUGUCGUCAUGCUGUGGGAAAAAUAGGGUCGAAUAUCCCCCUUGUUCGGCAUGCAACGAACACAGAAUGCGUCGCCGAGUGCAAGCAGCAGUAGUCAAUGUCCAAAGGAAGGCACCCCUGUCAGCACAAAGGUUACCAAGAAAGCAGGACCUUAUCUACUAGGUCCCCGGCUUGGCACGUCACCUGUCUGCAGUAUAACGCAAUGCCUUGCAAGAAAAGAAGGGACGGAUGACUUCUAUACAAUAAAGAUUCUUACCCUGCAAAGUCCAGAAGAGGAGAGCCAAGAAGGCAGACAGGGGAAAAUGCUGCUGCAUACGGAAUACUCUCUUUUAUCCCUGCUACAUGACCAGGAAGGAGUGGUGCAUCAUCAUGGCAUAUUCAAAGAUCAUGCUUGGGAAGAGCGUGACUCUAAUGGGUCACCAGUGUAUACUGGACGUAUGAUACAGCGCCUGUGUCUGGUACUCGACUGCCUCUGUGCACACGACUUCAGUCCCAGCUCCGCGCACUUACUCAACUUGCAGCACUACGUCAUCCGCGAAAAAAGGCUCUCUGAGAGAGAAGCGCUUCUUCUUUUCCACCAUAUUGUGCGUGUGGUCUGCGCUCUGCACCAGAGGAACAUAGUGCAUCGUGACCUGAAACUGGGAAAUAUGGUGUUGAACAAGUGCACGCGGCAAGUUACACUGACUAACUUUUGCUUGGGAAAGCAUCUUCUCAAUGAGAACGACUUGCUGAAAGACCAACGUGGAAGCCCCGCAUACAUCAGCCCUGAUGUCCUGAGCGGAAAGCCAUACUUGGGAAAACCUAGUGACAUGUGGGCCCUUGGUGUUGUCCUCUUCACGAUGCUGUAUGGACAGUUUCCAUUCUAUGACUCUGUACCUCAAGAGCUCUUCAGAAAGAUCAAAGCUGCAGAGUAUUCUAUACCUGAGGACUCUCUUAUAUCAGACGACACCAAGACCAUCAUCAGGCAGCUACUGGUAUUGAAUCCCAAGCAGAGAAUGACAGCUGAUCAAGUUCUGGAUAUGCUGGGAAUGACCCUGUCAGUGUGGGGUUCCUUGGCAACAACGGGCAUCCCGCUUCAAGUCGUGCCAGACAUUGAUGAUGAGAAAGAGUCGAAGAACAGCAGUACCAUGAACGGAGAGAGGCUUCCUCUUCCUACUUCAUCCACGUCACGAGUGAGGGAGCAGCCUCGGCAGCUUGGAGAAUCGCUCCUUGGCCCUGCCUCUCUUGGACUUGGGAUGCGCAAGAGCAUUCUGGGCAAGAGGACCAGGGCGCCUGGAGCUUUGCCCAUUCGCAGAGUAGCAGAAGAUGCCCAGCCCCUGACAGCUGUAGAAAGCAUGAGCUACAGGAGCCUCCUGCAAAGAAACACGUGAUGAUGGUUGUGCAUUGGGCGGCAGCUAAGACAGUUCCCUGCGGACGACAAAGAGGCAGUGCGUAACACAUGAAGCAGGUUCUAGAUGUCAGAUCUCGUUUAAGUUUAGAACAAAUGUGUAUAGUAUGUUGAACCUAUGCAAGACAAUCUUGGUAGACAUGCUUCUGUUGCUUGUGGCUUAGAUGGGAAUGUAGCAGCACAGUACCUAAACAAACAAGAUGUUGGCAAAUGGGCCGUACACAGGACUCAUAUAUCCAAAGCAGAAUGGUGCCAAAAAUGGUGUUGCUCGAAAAUGAAAAGGCCAUGAUUUUUGGAAUAAAAAAAAGAAAGGGAAGGCUGGUGACUAUAUUCAACAUAAUUCAAUUACGACUGUCUCAGAUACAAGCAGCAAUACAUAGGCUGUAAAGAACAGUGCAUGAACGAAGCAUAAAUACUAGGGAUCGAGUCCUACCCACGUUACAAUUGCACACACAGAUAAAAAAUCCUGCCUGUGCUGCUCCCUACAAUGCCUGCCCAUUGUGAUGUGCUGGCUGCACGGGAUGAAGUGCAGCCCAUACAGUGCAGAGGUCAGAGGUCUCUAUUUCUGCCAAGUGUCUGAAAGAAGUAAGACAAUGUGUCAUACAUCUCAUAUUUUACUCAAUGCAUUCAAUAGGCAACUGUACAGACAUGGUUCUAGAGAACCUCAUAUUGCCAUUGCCAAUCCCAAGAAGUUGUUGCAGUUCAUGCAGUGAUGCAUUGUACAACAUUUGUACAUAUGAUACCCAUCAAGAAAAAAUACAACUGUUAACGAGCCCUGCUCGCAGAAUGUGCUUCUCAUAAUAAUGUGGGUCAAGCUGAUUGUAAUAACAAUGGACCUCUUUCCUAAUCAUAUCAUGGCACUUCGGCAAACCAGUCUUGUCAUGCGCCCAAACAAACCCAUGUGCAUAGCACCUAAUCACAAAACUGGUCUUUGAGGUGUGCUGUCGAGAUGAUCUUGUCUCCUGAGCGUGAUUCAUACUGGGAGCGAAGUGUUCCGCCUGAAUUGGAUGCGCAAAACGCCAUCUAUCCAGAGCAAAGUGAAUGUUCUGUGGAGCCUUCAAUGUCACAGGCACCAAAAUGCGUACAUAAAGGCAAUUAUGAAAGAGGUCCAUUACGUGAGGAAAAAAAUUAGGCUUCUGUGAAAGCUUAGAGUUUUUAAUAUCAUAAUCUGAUGAGGUAUCUGUGUUUGUAUAGUUUGAAUUACAAUGCAGUUAGUUACACCACAAUAUGAAUUUCUUCCACGGUAUCAGAAUUUCAGUUUUGACUCCACUCCACCACACACCAUAUCGAUGGAUUCAGCUUUGUUAGCGGUUCACCGUAGGAGAUGUGAUACUCCACAUUGGGAUAAUUUCCAAUGAGAAACAGUUCACGUGAGCAGCCAAUACAUACCUGAGUGUAACACAUUUCAUAUUCUAUGCAACUGCAGAGAGAGUGUUCCGCAUGUCGGGAUGGAAUUUGACGGUGAUCGCACAACACAGACACUUGUGUCAAGGUCAACACAAGAUGUUAGCGAGUGACACUGCAUGCUUCGUGUUACUGCGACCAAUACGACACUACGCGCAUGACAAGCACUUGGAAUAUCUCAGUGUCACAUUCCAGUCUCAUUCAUAAAUGACGACAUUGCACGUAUGUAGGAUAUACUUGUAGUACUACUUGUACAUGUGAUAAGGCAGCAGACAGAUGUCAAAUGGUACGAGCAUCUAGUUUCCCAAAGCAGUGUGACAUACUGGGGAUUUUAUGUGCCAGUUAUAGGUGCACUUACAACAACUGCAACUUUAUUUUGGUGAUCUUGAAAUGUUUUACUCUAAAACACAAGGCCCCAGGCCUCUCAGUAACAGUGCUCCAUGCAGGGCUAUCAGCUCACAAAUUUCCUGCUGGCCUCUUUUUAGGUGAAAUGUCCAGAUCCCCUUUUGUAUCCUCUGUGUAUAGCGCAACUUCAUUUUAUAACAAUUUUCAGGUUCAUUACGAUGCUGUUUGGUACACAAUUGGUUGCAGAAUAUUGCUGCUCAGUUCAGUUUGGCUUACAACUGGAAAUCUAUUAUUUGUGCAAGCGUGCUAAGUAAUGCAGAAGGUGUGGGUUUGAGUCUUACAGCUGGCUAACCUUUUCAGUGACUUCCAUCUUUCACUGCUAAAUGUCACUUAUUAAAAUGUCAUAUUAGCAAAGAAGAGGACAAUAGACUGCAGUAGUGUCUGUGUUGGCUGCACACGUGAAUACGCAGCAGGUGUGGUCUUGAAAAAAGAAAAACGGAAAACUGUCCAAAAAUAUAAACCUUAUUUGUAUCACAUCACACUGAUGAAAACAUGUCUGUAUAUCUGGUUUUUAGGUGUACUUCCAGAAAUGCACUGCUACAGUUUCAUGCUAUUCUUCAAACUGUGGUAGCUGAGCUCUGUUGUGUACUAGCUUUCCAUCAUGCUGCAUGCUACAGUAGCGCAUCAUUUCCUGUGCAUUUCACCUUUAUUUUUCCACAUCACUACAGAGGUUACCAGUGUCAGACACCGGAAAAACUGUGCAUCACACAACUACUCUCCACCCCAUUCAAUGCCCUCAAAGAAAUGUUCAAAUUUCAUCAUAUAAACUUCAGCACCGAAGUGUGACAUGGGCUUGUCCCAUCCCACAGAUGGCUACAUAAUGCAGACUGAUAAAAUAAAUAAAAGGCAAAUGAGCUGGCAGCAUAUAUCCAUGACGUAACCCCCCUCGCAAGACUAAGGAAGAAAAAGGUGUCUACAUGUGCAUCCCUUUUUGUUCCCUAGUCCUGGUGGUUUCCCUUAUGGAUACAUGCAGACUGACUUUGAGGCAAAAAUCCCACAAAGCUGUAGUCGUUGCUCAUGUCACACAUUCACAUGAGAUAGAGAUCUACCAUCUGAUGUAGAUCUAUGUAGAUGUGCUUGUGCAUAAUUUUUCUCUUUGUGGGUGACUUUUAAUCCUGUAAUAUCCACAGAGUUUUGUAUGGUAUUGCUGUAGUGAGAAAUGCAAAAGAAAUUACUGUUACAUAAGCAUUUCUAGAGUGGCCUCCUAUUUUUCUACGAUUAGGUCGCAAAUUUCUCAUGUAUUCACUCUAUGUAUUUCAUGGCAUUGAGUAACUGUGUGUAGCAAGUAUUAGGCUCUACAGUGUCACUACUUGUGUCUUGCACUUGUACAGUGUUGUACUUAAUUUCCUUUGGCAACUACGUGUGUGAAAAUGUACAUAAUAAAUAGUGCAUUCUAUUUUACUGCAACA
Ornithodoros turicata is the source of this 4713-nucleotide messenger RNA. RefSeq names its product serine/threonine-protein kinase 40-like. The transcript has 9 exons. Bases 159 to 1478 code for a protein of 439 amino acids. Gene Ontology annotation, biological process: protein phosphorylation. Gene Ontology annotation, molecular function: protein kinase activity; ATP binding. The record is from RefSeq and is a predicted model, not a curated record. Lineage: Eukaryota; Metazoa; Arthropoda; Arachnida; Ixodida; Argasidae.